Neltuma alba is the source of this 3979-nucleotide messenger RNA. Its product is annotated as systemin receptor SR160. Gene Ontology annotation, biological process: protein phosphorylation. NCBI's taxonomy places the organism in Eukaryota, Viridiplantae, Streptophyta, Magnoliopsida, Fabales, Fabaceae. The transcript has a single exon. Bases 116 to 3712 code for a protein of 1198 amino acids. Gene Ontology annotation, molecular function: ATP binding; protein kinase activity; protein binding. The record is from RefSeq and is a predicted model, not a curated record.
UCUCUUGUUUGUUUCUGAGCUGAAACCAGAGCUCCAAAGCUCCUCCUCUAAUGGCAGACCUCAUACCAUAAGAAAGCCACCCAAUCCAUCUUCUUCUCUCGAAGCCUCAGCCACAAUGAAACCUAAGUCCCCCACUAGCUGUUACUUCUCUUUCUUCAUAUUCUUCUCCCUCGCCGCUUUCUCUCUCCAAUCUCCUACUUCAUCCUCUGCUUUUUCAGCUUUCAGAGAUUCUGCUCAACAAUUGAUCAGCUUCAAGGCUUCUCUCCCGGACCAAUCCGUACUCAAAGACUGGCUUCCUAAUCAAAACCCAUGUUCUUUCACUGGGAUUUCCUGCAAGCAACCCGGGGCUUAUUCCAUAGACCUCAGCUCCGUCUCUCUGGGGACAAACUUCAGUGUUGUCUCUGCCUAUCUUCUCUCACUCGACCGCCUGGAAGCUCUCAACCUCAAGCGCACCAAUCUUACUGGUAGCAUUUCUGUGCUUCCACAUGCGUUCAAGUGUGGUGCCUCAUUGAGCAGUAUAGAUCUAUCUCAGAACGGAUUGUCAGGUUCUGUUUCGGACAUAUCCUAUCUGAGCUCCUGUUCAAGUUUGAAAUCUCUCAACCUUUCGAAUAAUGCUUUUGAGUUUUCUGGGAAAGAUUCCACGGGCUUGAGGCUCAAUCUCCAAGUGCUGGAUAUCUCUUUUAAUAAUAAUAUUUCCGGUCCAAAUGUUCUCCCUUGGAUCUUAUCUCCAGGUUGCGACGAUAUGCAAGUGUUGGCUCUGAGAGGGAACAAAAUCGCCGGAGAAAUCAAUUUCUCAAAGUGCCAGAAAUUGCAGCAUUUGGACCUUUCUGCGAAUAAUUUCUCUGUUGCUAUUCCUUCGUUCGGUGAAUGUUCGGCGUUGGAGUACCUUGAUAUCUCUGCUAACAAGUAUUUCGGCGACAUUGGCCUCGCUCUCUCUUCCUGCAAGAAGCUCAGCCACCUCAACGUUUCAAGCAACGAGUUCUCUGGUCCGGUUCCGUCACUUCCUGUGGACUCUUUGCAGUUCCUUUAUCUCGCAGGCAACAAGUUCCAUGGUCAGAUUCCGGAACAACUGACGGAUUUGUGCACCACUCUCGUGGAGCUCGAUCUUUCCUCGAACUCCCUUUCUGGUACGAUUCCGCGCGGUUUUAGCGCCUGUUCUUCGCUGGAAUUGUUUGAUAUAUGUAAAAACAAGUUUUCCGGUGAGUUACCAAUUGAAAUUUUUGUGGAGAUGAGCAGCUUGAAGAAGCUAGUUCUUUCAUCCAAUGAUUUAGUCGGUAAUUUGCCGGAUAAUCUGUCGAAGCUCACCAGCUUGGAAACUUUGGAUUUGAGUUCCAAUAACUUAUCCGGGUCAAUACCUGGAGGGCUAUGUCAAGAUCCUAGGAACAAUUUGAAAGAACUAUACCUGCAGAAUAAUGUGCUCACGGGUUUGAUUCCACCCACACUCAGCAACUGUUCUCAGCUUCUGUCAUUGGAUUUAAGUGUCAACUACCUGAAGGGGACUAUCCCUUCCAGCCUGGGGUCUCUUUCGAAGCUUCGUGAUUUGAUCAUGUGGCUAAAUCAGCUUCAAGGCGAAAUACCACAAGAGCUCAUGUACAUUAAGACCCUUGAGAAUUUGCUUUUGGACUUCAAUGAGCUCACAGGGAACAUUCCUUCUGGUUUAAGAAACUGCACUGCCUUGAAUUGGAUCUCCCUGUCUAAUAACAGAUUGAGCGGGGAGAUUCCUGCUUGGAUUGGCCAGCUUUCCAAUCUUGCAAUCCUGAAACUGAGCAAUAACUCAUUCUCUGGGAGGAUUCCACCUGAACUUGGUGAUUGUCGCAGUUUGAUAUGGUUAGAUCUAAAUACAAAUUUCCUAAAUGGGUCAAUUCCUCCUGAGUUGUUCAAGCAAUCUGGCAAAAUCACAGUGGAUUUCAUACGUGGGAAAACUUACGUGUAUAUCAAGAAUGAUGGCAGCGAGGCAUGCCACGGAGCAGGGAAUUUACUAGAGUUUGCUGGGAUCAGUACGGAGCAGUUGAACAGAAUUUCUACCAGGAAUCCUUGUAACUUCACUAGAGUUUAUAGGGGCAAUCUCCAACCUACGUUUAGUAAUAAUGGGUCGAUGAUUUUUUUGGAUCUUUCAUACAAUAUGCUGUCAGGUAGUAUACCGAAGGAGAUUGGGAGCUUGUAUUAUGUAGACAUUUUGAAUUUGGGUCACAACAACCUAUCUGGAAAUAUUCCCGAAGAGCUUGGGAAGGCAAUAAAACUGGACAUACUUGAUCUCUCAUGGAAUAGGCUUGAAGGACAAAUUCCACCGUCUUUGACCGGCCCUUCCAUGCUCUCUGAAAUUGACCUGUCAAACAACUUUCUAUCGGGAGUGAUUCCUGACUCUGCUCAAUUUGGAACCUUCUCUCCCAGCAGUUUCGCGAAUAAUUCUGGUCUCUGCGGAUUCCCUCUUGCUCCAUGUGGGACACGCCCAGGAUCAAGUUCAGAUGCUCAACAUCAGAAAUCUCGCAGGAGGCAAGCAUCUCUUGCAGGUAGUUUGGCUAUGGGAUUGCUAUUCUCCCUCUUCUGCAUCUUUGGUGUACUUAUAAUUGCCCUAGAGACCAGAAAGAGGAGGAAGAAGAAGGAAGCUGCUCUAGAUGCCUACAUGGACAACAAUUCUCAUUCAGGCACAGGCAACAAUACAAACUGGAAGCUUACGCCCCGUGAAGCACUUAGCAUAAACCUUUCAGCAUUUGAGAAGCCCAUCCGAAAACUUACCUUUGCAGAUCUCCUUGAAGCUACUAACGGCUUUCACAAUGACAGUCUUAUUGGUUCUGGUGGUUUUGGUGAUGUCUACAAGGCUCAACUGAAGGAUGGAAUUGUUGUGGCUAUCAAGAAACUGAUACCUAUUAGUGGUCAAGGUGACAGGGAAUUCACAGCUGAAAUGGAAACCAUUGGGAAAAUCAAGCAUCGCAACCUAGUUCCCCUUCUGGGUUACUGCAAGGUUGGGGAAGAAAGACUCCUGGUUUAUGAAUUCAUGAAAUAUGGAAGUCUAGAAGAUGUUUUGCACGAGCGGAAGAAAGCUGGGGUCAAGCUGAACUGGGCUGUAAGAAGGAAAAUUGCGAUUGGGGCUGCCAGGGGAUUGGCUUUUCUUCAUCACAAUUGCAUCCCACACAUCAUUCAUCGAGACAUGAAGUCCAGUAAUGUGUUGCUUGAUGAGAAUUUGGAAUCCAGAGUCUCUGAUUUUGGAAUGGCUAGGCUUAUGAGUGCCGUGGAUACCCAUUUAAGUGUCAGCACGCUAGCAGGCACCCCUGGCUAUGUUCCUCCUGAAUAUUAUCAGAGUUUUAGAUGCUCUACUAAAGGUGAUGUGUAUAGUUAUGGAGUAGUUUUGCUGGAGCUGCUAACUGGGAGACGCCCGACAGAUUCGGCAGAUUUUGGCGAUAAUAAUCUCGUGGGAUGGGUUAAACAACAUGUCAAACUGAAAGUCAAUGAAGUUUUUGAUCCAGAGCUCUUGAAAGAGGAUCCUAGUCUCGAGACUGAGCUUCAACAACACUUGAAAGUUGCUUGUGCUUGUUUGGAUGAUCGACCAUGGCGGCGUCCCACAAUGAUUCAAGUCAUGGCAAUGUUCAAGGGAAUCCAAGCUGGGUCUGGCAUUGAUUCUCAAUCCACCAUAGACACUGAAGAUGGAGGUUUUGGUUCAGUUGAAAUGGUAGAUAUGAGCAUAAAAGAAGCCCCUGAAGUAAACAAGCCAUAAGCACAAUAAAGUAAGCUAGGAUUCAAUCAAGAGGAGGAGGAGGAGUGAUUUCAUCAGCUCCCCAAAAUUUUUUUCCUUCUCUGCAACUCCUAAUUAUUUCAGCAGCGAACAAGCGGAUGAAAGGGAAAAUUUGCUGUGCCUCUAGUCUCUACCGUUGGAUGUAUGUAAUCUUUGUUAUUUCAUAGUUUUAAAAGUUGUUUAACUUGUGAUAAAUUUGUAUAUAAACAGCUUCAGUUCAGUUCCAGUGGUUACCAUUUUGUUUCUUAA